Molecule: messenger RNA, 774 nt
Organism: Pleuronectes platessa (European plaice)
Lineage: Eukaryota; Metazoa; Chordata; Actinopteri; Pleuronectiformes; Pleuronectidae
Product: glutaredoxin domain-containing cysteine-rich protein 2
Exons: 6
Coding region: 25-774 (249 amino acids)
Biological process (GO): sensory perception of sound
Source: RefSeq, a predicted model, not a curated record
AUGUAGUGCUCCCGGAGCUCCACCAUGGAGGAACUCCAGAGGAAACUGAACCAGCGCUAUGAAGGCACCAAGCCCAGAAAGGUGAGGUUCAAGCUGGCGUCGUCCUACAGUGGCCGCGUGCUGAAGCAUGUGUACGAGGACGGCCAGGAGCUGGACAGUCCGGAGGAGAAAUACCCGCACAGCUUCGUCCACAGGAAGAUCCCCAGCCACCUGGAGAUGGAGCAGCUCUGUGGGUUCCAGGACGUUCAGGGGGAGCAGAAGGGGGACUAUCCUCCAACCGGGCUCAUCGCCCAGAGGAUCAACGUGUACAGAGGAGUGGGAGGCUACAAGCCGACCGUCGGCCUGACGGAGGAAGCGGAGGGAGAUGCAAAAUCCAAAGUGUUGGACUUUGGCAAGAUCAUCAUCUACACCAGCAACCUGCGCAUCAUCAGAGCGCCACCGAGGGCCCCUGAAGCAGUGCGGCAGCAGAUAGAGCCCCGUGUGGACAUGGAGGGACACCCUAAGGCCAGGGAGAGGGCGAGCAGGAGGAGAGCCAAAGCUCCUCGUGCGCAGGACGGGGGGGAGACGGAGCAGAGACAGAUCAGCAACACGGAGACCAAGGAGGCUGACAGCUGCCAGCAUUGUGGCGGCUCGGGCUGCGCUCCCUGCUCCCUGUGUCACGGCAGCAAGCUGUCUAUGCUGGCGAACCGCUUCAAUGAGUCCAUCAGUGAUCUGCGGUGCCAAGCCUGCUACCCCCAUGGUCUGGAGAGGUGCCAGUCCUGCUCCGGCAAAUAG